AUUUUUAGCAGGUAUGGUGAACCUUUUGCGAAGCAACCGAGAGAAAUCUUCCUCCAGAACGUUGGGCUAGAUUUAUAAGCAUGCGAAUAAACUCUUUUUAAUAUGCAGCACUAACCUGUUGAAUGCAUUGUGUUCGUGACAAGCAGUGAUUACAUUUGUUCUCUCGAGUUAGAUACAUUUUUUAUCAUUUCAACGAUCGUGUUACCGAUGAUAACCGCGUUAACCGCUGUUCGGUAUCGUUGUAGAUCAAGGGUGCUUUAAUAUAUUACUUUCUGGUCUCGCGGCUAACUCGAUGAAAACCGACCAGAAAGAACAAUGAAAGGGAAGCCAGAAAAUUUGUUGCAGUAACUGAUUCUCCUCGUAAAAAUUCCUUUUGUAUCUGAAUAAAAAUAUUCAAACAGCCCAUACUUUUCCUAUAUUUCUUAUUAAAUGACUAAAAAUUAACCAUCUUCACUCUACGUGUGUGGCAACAGAAAUAAAUUUAUGUUCUUACUCUCUUUCACUUUCAAAUAUCCUUCUAAAUAUAAAGUUAAAAGCUAAAAAAGCUAACAAUGUGAUGCUUUGAUAUAUUCUCUGAUACAAAUAAGAGCAAAGGCACUUCCUUUGUUCUCCAAAUUCCUUAAUAACUCUUUAUCCUAAUCUAUGUAUAUGUAACAACAAUCUAUGUAAAUAUUAGUAAAAAAUGUAUUAUAUUUUUCCACACAAACAAGAGCAAAAAGAAGCAAACACAAGCACUUCAAUUCGCCGAUAACUCUUGACUUUAAUUUCUGAUAAGGAUCUCUAUAAACAUUCUUACAACUCCAAAAAUAUAUAGGCUACCAUUAAUAUUUAAAUAUCUUUCUAAUUCUUUCAAGUCUAAAAAUAUAUCAAAAUAAAUCUAAAGAUAAUGUAUACUAAUAUUUAAAUAACUGUUUCACAUUCUCCAAGCUUUCGACUAUUUCUUAUCCCUAACAAGAUCCCUAUCUAUCAACCAAUAAAAAGAAAGUGGAAAAAAGAGAAAAGAAGAACUAAAGUGCAAGGAUUUCGAUGCGUGGUACGACAGGGAAAAGAGAAGAAACUCGGGAAAACUAAAAAGAACGGUAACAGAGACGACUUUUGAUAUUUCCUGGCUUUACCAUUAGCCAGACACAGUCCUCUAGUCGGCGAGGGUAGCACGGUGGAUGCGGGGAAAGCCUCAGGAAGCUCUAACUCACGGGCAAAGGGGCAACCCACACCGUUCACCCGAGCCAGCCCCUGCCAUUAACAUUAACCGAGCACAUACAGGGUGUUUGCAAUGGCAUUAUCGAUCGGUUCGGUGAAAAAAGACCAGCGAAUCGAGCACUUUGUACGAUACGUGCAGGAAACGCCUAGUUUACAUUCACGAAACCCGGCUAAAUGCCGAUAGACUCGUUUUCGGCCUCUAUCCACCGUACCCGACCCGUUCGUGAUUGCCGACAACAAUACGGAUCAUCCUGAUUCAGAGAGAGAGAGAGAGAGAACAUUUUCGACCUGAACUGAUUAUCCUUCGGAUUCUCUUGGAAGAGGAAGACUCUAUUUUGGGCUCUUGCAGAAUUCUAUUGCCAACCAAGGGUGAUUUGGUUUGAGUGCUAUCUUGUUCUUGGUAUCAGCGUAGAAGAAUAUGAAAGUGACCUUCUUUGGUUGAAUGAUAUCUGGAUGAAAUAUUGGAAGUGAGUAAUUUAUUAUUUUAAAUAGAAUAAAUAUUUUGCUCUAAAUAGAAGAAAAAGAUUCUAUCUAUGGAGUCCUCCAAAUUAUUGUUUGCCUGGUUAAGUGAUUCUUGGGAUGAUGAUGAUUCUUUUAUGUCUUUAGAGAGAAAAUUCAUUAUACUGUGUACGAGAUAAAUAUUUUCUUCCAAACGUAACAGUGGCCUUAAAAAGAAAUGGAAAAUUUAAGUGGGUCGUUUAUCCUCUAGGUUUGUCUUAACUAAGUAUUGAAAUGACAUGAUAUUUUGAAUGAGAUAAACAUUCGCCAUAAUUAGUAAGAUGGUACCACGACAGUAAAGAGUAAGUUGUUAAAAAAUAUAAGAAAUAAAGACAUGAGAAAACUUUCGCCGCUCUUUAUCGAUUCUCAUAUUCUACAGCAAUUUUCAACCCUAUUUGUAGCAUCGCACAGAUGCACAAUCUCUAAACCAAACGCAACCCAAUAAUCCUUCAGACCCCUGCAAUUUCGCAGAAAAAGAAACAAAAAUUUCUUUAUUAUUUACCUAGUGAUUCGUGAAUAAUCGAUUAAAGCGAUCACCGUUAAGAAUCAGUCUCAGAUCGAGCAGUUCUUCUCCGUUUCAACAAUCAUCCCCCUUGGCCAGUUCGUUUCCGGUGGAAAUCACGAACCAUGUCUAGCCGUUUCUCGUUGUUCAUGCGUGAAGCCUCCGAUCGUGAAGCAAGGAACGAUGUCAAUCGUGCGAGAAACAUCGAACCUUUUGUGUCCUGAUCGAUGAGUGCGUUUUCGUGUCCGGAUCACUGUGGAUCCGUGCUACUUCCGGUCGCGGCCAUCGUCAACCGUUUCCACGUAUAAUCGACUAUGCACGGUAUGCUGCUCGUCUCACUUUCUCACUAUCUACGGAUAAAAGUUAUAAGAAGUGAGAUAUGGUGUAACAAUUUUUUGAGAUAAAGGAAGAUGAGGGUUGAUAAAGCCAUGUUCUUCUUGUUGAAAGAGGUAAGAUGGUUUGAGGAUGUAGAAGAAUGUUGGUUGAGUGCAAGUCCGUGGAUAAAAUUGGUUCUACGUUAUUAGGUUCCAGGCCUGUGAAUCUGUGAAGAAAAUAAGAAUAUUAUUAGGUGAAUAGGCAUUGGGAAGAAAUAGAAGAAAGAUCUACAGCUAGGACUGUUUAAAGUUUAAAGAGACAGUUCAUACCUAUGUAUAGUUUUCUUAAAACCAAAUUGAGAUCAGCAACAAACAUUUGCAAACUAUAAUCUGAUUUAGAUCCGAAGAACUACGAAAAACAAUAGGACCGGAUUUUCUAUAGCGUAGUAAUGCGAUCUUGAAAAUGAUAACAAUAACACGUGAAUUCGCGUUGAUCUCUACGGUUAACGAAUAGGACGAUAACGAUACAUGGUUAUCGACGAUAUGUUGGAACAUAUACCGGCGGCUGGCCGCCAGCACCCUUUCGAAAUCGUGCCCUGGCCACGUGUCCGACGUGUCGCGCCCCCGUUGUUACUGCACGCCGUAGAUCAGAUAAUUUUCGUACAAGCAGAUACCCGGUGGAAGGGCGGGAACGUAUACGCCAUGACCUUGCAUAAAGAUCACGAGAUAACAUUGAUAUAUUAAUCGAAUUUACUACUUAUCCUGGGAAUGUUAUUAGCUCUACGAAAUCUCUACGUGUUCAUGGAUAUCGCUCUCUUUUAGUUCUGGUUUAGAAUUGUCAUUAUAGUAUUGUUAUUGUAUGGCUAAAUUUAUGGAAACGAGUAGAUUGGUUUUCUUAGCAUUUGAUAUCUCUCUUGACAAUUAUUCUUUGGUUAAAAUAUUAAUUUAAAGAGAAAAGAUUGAUCUAUCUUUGAUCUAAGCGCAAUAACAAGCAAAGUAUAAUACAGUUGUGUCGCAUAAAGAUUAGCAGAUAACGUUGAAUUAUUCAUAAAAACAAUCUGUUAUUUUGGGAAUGUUACUAGCUAGAUGGGGCGUAUAAAAGUUUAUAGGUAUUCUUCUUACCUAACUAUGGUCUAGGAUAAUUUAGGAUAUUACUUUAUCUAAGUUGGAUUUAAAGUCAUUUUAAUCCCACGCUUACUCAAAAUUCCAUAUUUAAAUCUAACAUCAUUUCCAAUCAGUGCACUUAAUUGAAGCUACAAAGAAAUAGACGUUGUUCUUACUACAUCCUCUUAUUUUACAGCGUUGAAAGAUUUAAGUGGAUAAAUCCCCGCGAAUCGGAGGUGAAAGACAUUUAGUUGGAAAUAUUGGAUUAUUGUAAAGGCCCAUUACGGAGUACAAUUGAAAGCUCAAUGUUCCCGUCAUCUUGAACCUAUGCCAAAGUCCCAUGACCGCUGCACGCCAAACUUCCAGCUCUUGUAUGCAACAAUUUUCGUUCUGUUUUGCUUGAAAGCCCUCCUCCUUUCUUUUUCGUUAACUUCUUCAGUCGCUAUAAAGAUGUCAACAUAUCGAUUCCAAUUUAAAUUUAAUCACAUCAAGAAGAACUAGCAAUUGCAAGAAGUAGCAAAUAUAAUAGAUGCAAUAUUAAAAAUAAAAAAGUAUUACAAAACACUUUGCAAUGUUGUCCACCGUAGAAUGUCCAACAAACAGUAUUUAUAUUUGCCCUUUAUGCUUAGACGAUUUUGUCAAGCAUUAAGCAUGGACCUUAAUUAUCGUUCCGGUUUUUUAUCCUAAUAUUUUUGCUUUGUGUUCGAGAAACUUCACCGUCUAUCGGGCUUUUACUACUGUGUAUUAGAUCUAAAAUACCAACAUAAAAUAUUCGAGCCAAUAAUAUAGUAUUAUAUUAUGAUAUUAAAAUUAAUUACUUUCUUUUGUUCAAUGAAUUUUUCAUUUCAUCGUAUUUAACAUGGAAAAUUCGGAGUAAAAUAAAUCCGGAGAUCAAUGAAAGAUCCUUAUCCGUAUCUGUCCUUUUCCAGAAAAGUUAAAGGAUAUGCAUUCAAUACAUUUAAACUUUUUUAAACAAAACAUCUAUCUGUGAGUGUAUCCGUAACUAUAUCUUAAAAAAUUGUAUCUAAUUAAAUUUUGUGGAUCUCACGACAAUAGUUUCCUUUAAAAAAUAUUUAGAGGGCCAUUCGAAGACAUCCAUGACCCAAAAAAGGUAACUGAAAACCAAAACGCAACACCUCCGAAGAUUGAGAAAUUCUUAAGAGACUAAUCACCCCAACGAAGACGUUAUUGUAAAUCCAAAGCAUCCAAAAAAGAAAAAAAACAAUAGAUAUAUGAUGGAAAAAGUGAAAUUGAGCUCCUGACAAAGUGCAACAAACACAGUGAUAUACGCCAAACAAAUAUGAGAGACAAGGACGUAAAACGUAGUAGUAGAAACAGGUCAGAUAAGGACAGACGGAGAGAGAGAACGAGAGAGAGAAAGGGAGAGAGAGAGAGAGAGAGUGAGCGAGAGGGACAGGCAGGAAGGGAGAGGAAAGAUCCACCCUGGUGGAUGAUCCCGCCUCUAAGGAGCCGCUUCAUGCCAGAGCCGGGCACGAGGGGGUUAGCAACCAACCCUCCUACCUCCUCCACCGCCAUCUCCACCCUCUCUCCCGGCGUCCCGGCGCAGGCUCCGAUACACAGCCAAUCGUCGGACCGCGACUGAUAACGACGCUGCCAAAUGUGCGUCCGUCGCAUCGCGGCCGAGUUCGCCACGGUGGUCCACGCGUUUCUCGCAGCCUCGUUACAUCCUCCGGGGUUGUAAUCCGCUCGGAUAGCCGGCUAUCGGCCAUCGUACGCCGGUUCAUUUGGUUGUUAAGUCUGUUUCACCUGUCUGCUUUAGUUGAAGCUACGGCUUCCUUUGGAUUUUAUUUUAUGUAUCGUUGAAUCUCUCUGCUAUCAUUCAAUCCGCGUGUUCAUCCAAUGUUGCUGACUUCCUGGUUUGGUUCUCCUCGUUGAAGUUUUCUUCUCAUUGAAGGAUACUUGAAAGAGGAACGAGGUUUUAGUAUUGGGUGAAGUAUAUAUAGAUCGUGGUUGGGAUUUUAUUGCAAGUGAGGAGGUGAAGGUUUGAGACUCGGUUUGAGCUACCUGGUGCGAAAGACGAACUGGAUUUGACGGUGCUGGAUAAGGCUACACGCAGGACCCCGCAUUGACGGGGCUCUUUGGUGAUGUACGACAGCGCUAGCUGUUCGUACGCAGGUGCGCUCGAAUUAAAGGGAGCCUCCGGGGCCGGAGCCGCGGCCGCGGCCGCAGGAGUAACCGCGGCCGGUGUUAAGCAGGAGAAUUGGCCGUACCGUGGCCUGACCUGCGGUAGCACCUUCCAGAGGCUCAAGGAGAGCGUCGACAAAGCGAAACAGGCGCUCGCCGACCGCGGUGGAUAUCUAUCCGGUGCUUUCUCGCCGCCACCACGUGCCAAUCCAUCCACCAUUUCACCAACCACGUCUAUCACCGAUGCCAGCAGCUCGUACAAAGGAGGCUGGAGCCACGCCACGUCGCCAGCUCCUGGACAGGGAUACGGAAGCAGCUUAUCCAAGUCAGCACUGGACACGCACACCCACCUCAGGCAGCCUGAUCCCUAUCAAAUGUUCGGAGCGACGAGCAGUCGGCUCGCGAGCUCCGGUUCCGGUCAGAUUCAGCUCUGGCAAUUUUUACUCGAGCUACUGUCGGAUUCGAGCAACGCCGCGUGCAUUACGUGGGAAGGAACCAACGGCGAAUUUAAGUUGACUGACCCUGACGAGGUGGCGAGACGUUGGGGCGAAAGGAAGUCCAAGCCUAAUAUGAAUUACGACAAAUUGUCGAGGGCUUUGAGGUACUACUACGACAAGAACAUCAUGACAAAGGUCCACGGGAAGAGGUACGCGUACAAGUUUGACUUCCAGGGCCUGGCGGCAGCGACGCAGCCCGCGGCUGCGGACCCAGCCGCGUACAAAUACCAAAGCGAGUUGUUUAUGUCCGGUUAUGGGCACGCGAAGUUGAACCUUAUGCCACCACCGGCCGCCUCCGUGUCGGUCUCCGUUCCAGGCGGCCUUUUCCAAUCGGCCUCCAGCUACUGGUCCACGAGUCCGGGUGCCAACCUGUAUGCGGGACACCACACGGCCUCUGGCCAUGUGCCGCCUCAUCUGGGCACCUAUCCGCACUACGCAUGACCCACCGCCGAACACUGGGGCGCCCUGGGUACGCCACGUUAACAAGUUUCUACUCGAGGGAAUUUAACCGACCGCCGCCAUCGCGGUCUACGUGUGCCGUCGGUCCGUGGAUUCCGCAAAUAGACCACACCUUUUGCGAUUGCACUAUCCUGCUGUAGUGGUUGGUGAUGUCGUUUUAUCUGUCCUCUUGCAAUUUUUGUUUCUUUGAUAAGUAUUUAUAUCCUUCUUCGAUUCCAUUGAAUUCUUCAUUUUCUCAUUGCCUUUGCUUGGCCAGAAAGUGGAUGAUGAAGUGAAUAGAGAAACCUCAAAGUAUUAAUGUAACCUGUGAAAUUUUAGACGAAUAUUAAUUUUAUGAUUUUAUAUAACAUGUAGACAUGUGCAACGUGUAUUAAAGAAUUGGAAAGGUAUGUAUAUGAAUAAUUAUGUUUCGGUAUCUAGGCAGAUAUCGCGUGUACAGAUAUUAGAGAAUAUUAUAUGCUUAUUAAUAUGUGCAUAAGAAUAUGUGUGUAUUUACAUAUUCAGAUAGUUUAAUUCGUGUAUGUUUUAAUACGUGAACGUUCUAGCAUCUAACGUUUUGAAGAGAUCACCGUCUCAACGGUUAUGUACUAUAUCACGGUGUAUCUAAGAAAUACAGCGACCAAGUAAUAACAUACACAACGAGAUUAUAUUUUUAGAAAUCUCUAGGUUACAGGUAACAUUGACAAUUUUUUCUCUGAAGAUCCAGCUCUCUUGGAGGACAGAUCUCCUUUGAACAAUAUUAAACGAAUCAAUCUGUUUCGGCAUAUGUAAUAUCCUAAUAUAAUAUUCUAAUAUAUAUUUUAUCUUAACGCGUGUUAAUUAAAAAAAUUACGCGAAUUAAACUACAAAUACGUUGAUUCAUAUAGCGCACAUAUAUUUAAAUAAACAUGAAACGCAGACCUCUAUCGGAAAUUAGCUAUUUCAUGAUGGCAAUAGAAUUUUUGCAUUGAAAAUUGGCAAUUUUCAUAGUAAAAUCAUGAGAAGUUCCAAACUCGUAGAUUCCUGGAGCACGUGUCGAGAAGCAUGUAAAACACUGUUUAUUAUAAUAUUGUCCCUUGCGUGACCACUGGACAAUGCAAAUAUUCAGUGACACUCCCGCAAGACUGAAUGGUUUUGUUCGUGGAUUUGAUGGAAGAGAAUCCAUUUCUGCUUGAGCAUGAUCGCUGUUCCCUGAAAAAUAGAACAACGUUGAAAUCUUUAUCUUUGGUCGUAAUCUUUCCUAAGUUUAUUGCUACUGAAAGAUAAAAUUAUAAUUCUACGCAGAACAAUGCUCGAAAGCUAUGAUUUUACUAUCAAAUAAAAUACUUGCUCACGGUUUAAAUAAUCUAGCGCAGUUGAUAUUUAAGUCAUGAAACUUUCCGUUUCAUCCGGCAUUGAGGAGCACGUGGACAGAUUAAACGAUCAAACUAAUCAGCAAUAUCAUAGUCGCUGUCACGACCAGCCGAUCUGGUUCCUUAGCAGCAAACAGCGACCAAUUUAAAUUACUGACGCGAAACUGACGAUCACGCGAGACCACUCUACCCCCAAAAAGCUUUCGUUUACGACCGACGGUGCACUCAAAUUAUUGUAAGAACGUUGUACAUACAAUAUAAUGGAUUACGUAAGUACAGGGUACGUUCACAAGACGAUUCUCGUCAGUCGUUUUAUCUCGACGAUAUCCAGUACCAUCAUUGGCAGUAAAGUUUGUAUAAUACUAUGGAAAUAUAAUUUAUAUCUGAAUUACUCAAGUUUCAUUCCUAAACACAAAGAAUUUUCGUUUUCUAUUAUCUAUCUAAUUUUGCUAGAAGUUAUUACGAAUAAAACAUAGUUGAAUUCCAUUGUAGAUUUUACAAGAAUUAGAAAAACUUUAGACCACUCAAGGUAUCCAUCGUUUGAUACAUAAUUUUUUGAAUCGUUAUUCAUAACUUACUGAUGUCAUAAUUUGAUAUUAUUUAAUCAAAUUUCCAAUUUAUUAGAAUUAUCAUUAUUUAGAAUAUAUAACUGUGAAUUAAUAUCUGUGGAAAGAUUCUACCUUUCUAUAUUCUAAAUAAUAAUAAUCGUUAGUAAUUUUUAUAUCACUUGAAAUCUUAGUACGUAGUUAAUUUUCUAAUACUAAGAUCCAAGUAGCAGCCUUCCAAUGUAAUUCAAAUGAAUUGUAAUUUCUUCACUCCAAACAUUGAAUUCUAGAAUCUUUGAUUCGUUUUCAACAAUCAUGCAUGAUAACGCCGCGAUGAACCGCGUGUCGAGAAUUAUCCUGUCCGAAAGGACGUCGCCUUGUACGCGAAUAACUAACCGGCGUACUUCCGCAGAGAAACGUCGGUGUUUCCGACUGGAUGGAAUCGAACAUGCGCAUUUUAACGAGGAAUAUCUCCGUACAGAUGCACGAUCGAGCAAUUUCGAGAACGGUUCGUCGAAUCAACGAUGAUGACAAUGAGCCACAUGCGAGCAUCAUGAUGGUCGACGAUAAUCGAACAUCCAAAUAAGCUUGAUCGUUCUUAGUGAGAAAUGCUUACAUGUUCGAUUCGGGUGAAGAGCAAUGCGUGUAUUAUAAACUCUUUUAACUUAUUUGUUACAUAACGAAAAUGUAGAUAGAGGAACCGCAUGUCGUCGUUCAGAAGAAAAAUUCAUCGCGAGUUACGUUGCUCGCGUUGUUGGCGCGGGUUCAAAGGACACGCUGCGUUCAUUCAGCGACCAAACACUAUACAUUUAUACGUGUAAUAGAACUCCAUUUAUCUGAACUUCGUUUAGUCGAACGAGAUUAUAAUUAAAAUCUUCUUUGCUAUUUAAACGUGAAUUCUAAUUACUUAAGUGAGGAAAAAUAAGUUAGUAGCUUAAUGCAAUAAGAGAGAAAGAUCUUAGGAGCCUACGGUUAAAUAGUCAACGAGAGUCUAAAAUUUUAUUUAAUCGACGUAGAUUUUAAAAUCAAUUUCGUCGAUAUAAACAUGAAGCUUGCUGGACAAAAGAUAUUCAAUGUCUUCCUUCUAUUUCAAUGGAAGGCUCGUAUCUUUUGGAUCACAGGUCGAUAUUUUUAAAUAUUUCUUCACUGUCUUAGAUCGAACGACGUUUUCUACUCGUACUGAUAAGUUAGUAAGUAGAGUAAACUCCUAAUCGCUCUCAGGUUCAGAUAAAUAAAGUUCUAUCAUUACAAGCUUUCCUUCUCAUGAUCUUUGUGCGAUCACGAUUUCACAACGAAGUACGACGCGUGUUUCAGUGCCGUGGAAAAGACUAAACCGCGAGCGACCAACGAAAUUUCUACGAGGAUCGUGUGCAACCGUGAAGUCUCAUUUCUAAUCCAGCCGGUAUAUGUAUAGAAAUAUGUUUCUCUUGAUCCUAGGAUGACUCCUCUGAGAUUACUUAUUUAUAAUGGUGGUAAUGGUAAUCACAAAUAUUUACCAAAGUGAAUAUUUUCAAAAAAUAACAUUCCAAACAGGCAUACGUUCGCACAAUCCCUGUAAAAGUGAAAAGUUUAAACGUUCUUCCAAGAUUUACAGACUCAAUGAUUACGAACCAAUUACAUAACGGUUUACUCACAUAUAUUGAAAAUUCAUUUUCUCAAGAACAAAAUCUGCGCAUUACUAACGUCAAUGAUAGCAUACAAUCGAUGUCGAUCUCAGAAGUGAUUCCAGAAUCGGCAUAACGUGUUGUUCUUUGCCACGAGCCAAACGCUAUUAGAGAAACCAUUAAACGAGCGACAAAUCCCGGCAGAACAUAGCACAUCCAUCAAUCCAACGGAAGCUCGAGUCGCAAUUAUCGAGAUUGAUAAAGUACAACGUUGAGUCAUAUCAGAACCGAACGUACGAAAUGCCGAGCCGUGCUCACCACGUCGACUCUCACCGAUCAAUCCAGAGAUGCGGUCGCUCUAUCUAUGUACAAAACAUAGGGGUAAGUCUCCAAUGUACGCAAAUCGUGGAUCCUCAGCCGGCAAAACUAAUAAAACUGAAUAAAAUGAAUAAGAUGAAUAAAUUAAAGAGAACAGGUACAAGAAGGAAAGAAAAAAAGACAAAAAUAAGUAAAAAAAAGAUGGUUCCACGAAAGGGAAGAUCCGGCGGGCGGUGACUUACCCCUUACUGUGGAAAGGUGUACCUCUGUCGAAGAAGCGAGUAACUUCUUAAGUCGUAUACUGUAUCAUACCAUUCGUAAGACGUAAGCACCCAUAGAAUUACUCUAACGAUUUAGUCGUAACCAAAACCUGUCGAGCGUUCCUCGGUUUCGACCAAGGGGAUCGUUCUCUCUGGGACGAGAAAACGACGCUCGCCCCGUCCUCUUCGUUUUUUCCAAAGAAACUAAAAUAAGAAAAAUAUAUAUAUAUAUAGAUAUAUAUAUAUAUAAAGUAACGAAGUGAAAUAAAACAAUGGGAAAGAGAAAAAAGAAGAAAAAAAUUAAAAAGAAAGUGACUCCGUGGGACGUCGACGGGCCUCUAAUGUAGAUAGGGUGUUUUCAUGUGUAGCGUAGGCGUGUAGAGAACAUAGUCUUAGCGCGAGAAUGUACAUCAGAAUGUAUUUCGAUUGCAAUGUGUCCUCCUGUGUGACUCUAUUGUACGUGUACGUAUAUGUAUGUGUGUGCAUACCAUGCAUGUAUGCGUGGGAGAGAGAAAGAGAGAGAGAGAGAGAGGGUGAGACUGGGAAAAGGAAAAGAAAAUCGCGUACGAUACCACGGAUGAGUGGAGUAAGUGGUAGAAAGAGGAGUAGGCGUGAUUCGCACAAACUGGAACACUGGGAUGAUAAUAAUAACAAUGACGAUGGCGACAAUGACAAUGAUGGAUGAGAGAGGGCGAAGGGUGUUUGACACUAGCAUAGACCGCGUUAGGCUAGGUAGAUAAGCGACCCCUUCGAGAGGAGAAAAAAUGAGUUUCGUCAAGAAAGACGAAAAAAUAUCGUGUAAUACGGACCACGAUGUAGCAAGGUUGUGAAAAUUUGUCAAGAAUUCAAAUAAUUCUUAAUGUCAAUUCGAGGGAAGAGAAUUAACAGAUAUAUCACACGUGGACCUGAAAUCUUAACCCAAAGCUACAUGAAAAAAUUGUUAAUACAGAACUGUUUAAAGUAUAUUAAAAUAAUAAUUUAUACUUCCACCAUAAUUUCUCUUUCUAGAUUAUCAAAAUAGUAAAAUAAUAAUUAGCUGGAAUACCGUUAAACCUGGUUCAUAUUACUCAAAUUACCUGAAUCCAAAUCACUCGAAUUAAGAUAGAUUGACUAAUAUGAACGAGGUUAUUAAUCCUGAGUCAUUUUCAUUUUAUUUUGCGUAAAUCUAAAAUAUGCAAUUAUACAAUCCUAAAUGGGUCCGUAGUCCUAGUAAAAAGAAGUCUCAUGAUGGAAGAUAAAGUGGAAGUAAACAGUAACCUCGAUAUCAAUUAACUCGUAGAUUAUUAACUAUCUUCACCCAAAAUUGAAUAUUACUAAUAAAUAGCUUCAGCUUUCCAAGCUCUGCAAUUAUGCAAAGGUCCAUAAACAAAGUGAAAGUGGCACCUCGUAUCUUCUCCUUAUAAGAUAUCAAUCAUUGCAGCUACUCGAUGGUCUUGAUUUACAACCUCGCCAUAUCGUGGCCCGUAGGUCGCGAGAAACAGUGGUAGCAGAAAGAUGGAAUCGUGGAACGGGACAUAGAUGAAAGAAGAACCGAAGCAGUGUAAGCAGAAGAAGAGCAGCAGGGGGGUGGGAAGGGGCGCUGUUGUUGUUCUUGUUGUCGUGCGCUUGUAUUAAAGUCGCCAUGUUCUAAUUAAACGUGCCGACGGGGUUGUAUCAGUCGUCGGCAAAAUCAA
Bombus huntii is the source of this 12450-nucleotide messenger RNA. It is a transcript of the gene Ets65A, whose product is annotated as transcriptional regulator ERG homolog. The transcript has 6 exons. The record is from RefSeq and is a predicted model, not a curated record. NCBI's taxonomy places the organism in Eukaryota, Metazoa, Arthropoda, Insecta, Hymenoptera, Apidae. Gene Ontology annotation, cellular component: nucleus. Gene Ontology annotation, biological process: regulation of transcription by RNA polymerase II; cell differentiation. The coding region runs from base 5724 to 6701 and encodes 325 amino acids. Gene Ontology annotation, molecular function: DNA-binding transcription factor activity, RNA polymerase II-specific; sequence-specific DNA binding.